Molecule: messenger RNA, 561 nt
Organism: Echinococcus granulosus
Lineage: Eukaryota; Metazoa; Platyhelminthes; Cestoda; Cyclophyllidea; Taeniidae
Product: N-acetyltransferase NAT13
Exons: 1
Coding region: 1-561 (186 amino acids)
Biological process (GO): mitotic sister chromatid cohesion
Cellular component (GO): NatA complex
Molecular function (GO): acyltransferase activity, transferring groups other than amino-acyl groups
Source: RefSeq, a predicted model, not a curated record
AUGACAUCGGCAGAGCCCUCAAUUAAUGGUUCUGUGACUAGGCUCAGGAAAGCAGACGAUGUGCGCAUUGAACUAGGCGAAUUGACUGUACACAAUGUAAAUCAGCUAAAGAUUAUUAAUAGAACGGUUUUUCCUGUACAUUACACGGACAAAUUCUACACUGAUCUUCUUAAACAACCACAACUCUGCCGGCUUGCUUACUUUAAUGACAUAGUUGUUGGUGCAGUUUGCUACCGAUAUGAGAAGGUGGACGGGUCGGAUAACCUCAAGAAGUGUUAUAUUAUGACCCUGGGUUGUCUGGCGCCUUAUCGUCGUUAUGGUGUCGGUUCUUUGCUUCUUCGCCAUGUUCUGCGGAAAUGCACAAAAAAUAAGCAAGUAAAGUCAAUUUAUCUUCACGUGCAUAUUGAAAAUGAUGCUGCUGUAAGGUUCUACGAGAAGUUUGACUUCCAAAUCACGAGAAAGAUUGAAAAUUAUUACCACCGGCUUUCACCGCAGGAUGCCUACAUUCUGGAGAAACAGUUGGACCACUCCGUUCCAGUCAGUGAUUCAGAUUCUGACUAA